This is a messenger RNA of Fundulus heteroclitus (mummichog), 1900 nucleotides long. RefSeq names its product hydroxyacyl-CoA dehydrogenase trifunctional multienzyme complex subunit beta (gene hadhb). Gene Ontology annotation, molecular function: acyltransferase activity, transferring groups other than amino-acyl groups. The transcript has 16 exons. Lineage: Eukaryota; Metazoa; Chordata; Actinopteri; Cyprinodontiformes; Fundulidae. Bases 122 to 1543 code for a protein of 473 amino acids. Gene Ontology annotation, biological process: fatty acid beta-oxidation. The record is from RefSeq and is a predicted model, not a curated record.
GGCUCCAUAGUUGUUGUUUGGGUCCUUUACAGCGGGUUUUGUAGUCCUCGGUAGGCUGGGCGAGCAUUCAACAGGGAAGCAACGGUUGCAAAGAAGCAACGCAACUAAAGUCUAGAUCAUAAUGGCCUCCAUGUUGCUGAAUACAAUGCGGACCGGCGCCAUCAACCCCUCCUGGGCCGUCCGCUCUGUUUCACGUUCUCUCAGUACAACAACACAGCUCCAGGCUCAAGUUCAAGCGAAGAGCAAAAAGACGCUUGCUCGACCCGGGGUGAAGAACAUAGUUCUGGUUGAAGGAGUUCGAACCCCUUUCCUGUUGUCCGGAACCACGUAUGCCGAUUUAAUGCCUCAUGACCUGGCCAGAGCGUCUCUGCAGGGUCUGCUGAACAGAACAGGCAUACCCAAGGACGCCGUAGAUUACCUCAUAUAUGGGACAGUCAUUCAGGAGGUCAAGACCAGCAACGUGGCCCGAGAGGCAGCACUGGGGGCCGGCUUCUCCGACAAGAUUCCAGCUCACACCGUCACCAUGGCCUGCAUCUCCUCCAACCAGGCCAUGACCUCAGCCUUUGGACUGAUCGCUGCGGGCCAGUGUGACGCCGUGGUGGCAGGUGGCGUGGAGUUCAUGUCCGACGUUCCGAUCCGUCACAGCCGUAAGAUGAGGAAGACCAUGCUGUCCCUCAACAAGGCGAAAACCCUCGGCCAGAGGCUCGGACUGCUCGGCAGCAUCCGGCUGGCACACCUGGCCCCAGAGCUCCCCGCCGUUGCCGAGUUCUCCACGGCGGAAACCAUGGGCCACAGCGCGGACCGCCUGGCUGCCGCGUUCGGGGUCUCCAGGCUGGAGCAGGACGAGUUCGCCCUGCGGUCGCACACACUGGCCAAAAAAGCUCAGGAUAACGGGCUGCUGGAGGACGUGAUUGCCUUUAAAGUGCCUGGUCGGGAUAUUGUAUCAAAGGACAACGGCAUACGCCCGUCAUCCAUGGAGCAGAUGGGCAAACUAAAAGCCGCCUUCGUCAAGCCUCACGGCACGGUCACCGCUGCCAACUCGUCCUUCCUGACUGACGGCGCCUCUGCUGUCCUUAUCAUGUCUGAGGAGAAAGCUCUGGCCAUGGGCUUUAAGCCUAAAGCAUACCUCAGAGACUUCGUCUAUGUGUCCCAGGACCCCAAAGAUCAGCUGCUUUUGGGGCCAACUUACGCAACACCUAAAGUCCUGGAACGGGCCGGCCUGUCGUUGGCGGACAUCGAUGUAUUUGAGUUUCAUGAAGCGUUCGCUGGCCAGAUAAUGGCAAAUCUGAAGGCGAUGGAUUCAGACUGGUUUGCCCAGACGUACAUGGGCAGGAAAGCAAAGGUCGGGUCUCCACCUUUGGAUAAGUUCAACCUGUGGGGAGGCUCUCUGUCUUUGGGCCACCCGUUCGGCGCUACGGGCUGCAGGUUGGUAACCACCGUGGCUCAUCGGCUGAAGAAGGAGGGAGGACAGUACGGUCUGGUGGCAGCCUGUGCCGCAGGAGGACAGGGUCACGCCAUGGUGAUUGAAGCCUAUCCCCAGUAACACACGUUCCUUAAUUAGAUCUUGAUCGUCAUCAUGUCUGCUGCCAGCACACUAGCUACCAUACGAUCAGUCGAGUGUUUGUACAAGCACCACUUUGCCUUGAUCAGCCGGGUCAGAUAAAGGACGGGGAUGUGUUUUGAGGGCUCUGGUGUAAAUGAAAUUUAUCUCGCAGGCUGUUAAAUUACAGCAGGAUGCCGAGGAGGAACGUUUUCUCUGCUUUCCGGACGUCUUGUCUAAUGUAACAUAGCAAAGUUUAACUCAGCUCCGAAGAACCGUGGUGAUCUCUAAUGUUUAUAUGUGCUGUAAUAUUUUCUUUUCUUACAAACUGUUGGAAUUAAAUGAUGGAUGAUACUCACA